Capsella rubella is the source of this 798-nucleotide messenger RNA. RefSeq lists its product as uncharacterized. The transcript is spliced from 5 exons. The coding region runs from base 1 to 798 and encodes 265 amino acids. The record is from RefSeq and is a predicted model, not a curated record. Lineage: Eukaryota; Viridiplantae; Streptophyta; Magnoliopsida; Brassicales; Brassicaceae.
AUGAAUGUAAUUCCUAGAUUUAGUGGAUGGAUCAAUCAGAAUGUGGAAGAGCCUCGUGAUGAGGACGAGUCCAAGAGCUCCUCGUCUAAUUCUGUGUGGGCGGUAGAUCCUAAUUACUACAACCUAGCUGAGGUAAAGAAGGAAUCAAAACUUUGGAGAGCUGCAGAGAAGAAGCAUCCAUGGCAUGAUGCUCCAGCUAGGGUGAAGGUGACAACAAAAAAAGGUCUUUGCCAUUUGAACAUAGAAUUCAAACUGGGAUUGCCUCCAGAAGCAGUCUAUGAGAUGUUCACUAAUCCAAACAACUUUCCUUUCUUCAAAGAGGACAAGGCCGGGCGCCAACGUUUGGAAAACAAAUCAACAAAGGUUUUGAAGAAGGAUGGACCGAGGCAGACCACGGAGGUGGAAAAAGCAUUGUCUUGGAACUUCCUUGGGUGUUCUGGAGAUAUACCAAUACAUCUAAUCAUCCAUGAAAACCAUAAAAACCUAACGGCAAAAUAUACUACAAAGAAAAUGAUGUUAAUGAAAGUGUUUGAGGGUAGCUGGAAAGUUGAGCCAGACUUUGUAGAUCAGGAACGCUUGUGCAAGCCAAGGUUGCCGAAAACUCGAGAAGAAUACAAAAGAUGUAGUGGUGGAAAAGGAAAAGUUGGAUCGAAAGUGACAAUGGAGCAGAUUUUUCAGCCUUCUUCUCCUCUUAAUCUACCACCGGUUUCUUGGAUUAUCCGUGGGAUCACCAUCAAAACCACUAAGAAUCUGCUUGAAGAUCUUAGAAAAGCGGGUACCAGUUUACGACAAGUUUGA